This is a messenger RNA of Capsella rubella, 489 nucleotides long. Its product is annotated as defensin-like protein 106. Lineage: Eukaryota; Viridiplantae; Streptophyta; Magnoliopsida; Brassicales; Brassicaceae. The record is from RefSeq and is a predicted model, not a curated record. Bases 31 to 369 code for a protein of 112 amino acids. The transcript has 2 exons.
AAAAAAAAACAACAGAAUAUAUAAAAAAAUAUGGCUAAUACCACGAAAACUCUAAUCACAUUUGUUUUCAGUGUCAUUUUCAUCAUCUCUUAUGUUCAUUGUCAAGCAACAUUUGCUAGUGCCCCAAGCAUAGAUGAACCAGCAUUCACAACAGGUUAUGAACUUGCAAAGAAGAAUGGGUAUUGCUUCAAAACACGAGCAUGUAUGGACAAAAGCCAAGGGGCGAUAGGUUGCGUUGUGUUUUGUAACGAAGCUCGUUAUGCUACUGCCGUGUGUGAGGGUGAUCGAUGUUGUUGUUAUCAUAGAAAUGAGAAUGCGUCCAAGGAGAAACUAAUCAUCCAACAACCUAAUGUAAUUUUAUCUACUUGAAAAAUAGUAUCAAAAUUUUUUAUAUGUUCUCAAUAUCUCUAAAUAAAUGACCUAAAGGAAAAUAAUAAAUGUAGUUUACCAUAUCAAAUUAAGGUAUACAUAGUUUUAUUAAACUUUUGA